Molecule: messenger RNA, 3490 nt
Organism: Astyanax mexicanus (Mexican tetra)
Lineage: Eukaryota; Metazoa; Chordata; Actinopteri; Characiformes; Acestrorhamphidae
Gene: acap3a
Product: ArfGAP with coiled-coil, ankyrin repeat and PH domains 3a
Exons: 26
Coding region: 155-2692 (845 amino acids)
Cellular component (GO): cytoplasm
Molecular function (GO): protein binding; GTPase activator activity
Source: RefSeq, a predicted model, not a curated record
UCUGCAGUCAGUGUUUUAGUGUUUCAGGGUUUCAGUGUUUGGAGCUUCUGCUGGUCUGGAUUCGGGUCGGAUCCGCGGGAUUUCGGGAUUUUGGUGUUUUUAUCUGUUUAUUUCUGUCCGGAUUGAGAUGAGAUUCGGGCUGUAGUUCUGCAGAAUGACGGUGGAUUUUGAGGACUGUAUUAAAGACUCGCCGCGGUUCAGGGCGAAUAUUGAUGAGGUGGAGACGGAAGUGGUGGAGAUUGAAGCUAAGCUAGAUAAGCUGGUGAAGUUAUGCAGUGGGAUGAUCGAGGCGGGGAAGGCGUACGUCAGCGCCAAUAAGCUUUUUGUGAACGGCAUCAGAGACCUGUCUCAGCAGUGCAAGAAGGAUGAAAUGAUAUCAGAAUGUCUGGAAAAGUGUGGAGAGAGUCUGCAGGAAAUAGUGAACUACCACAUGAUCCUGUUUGAUCAGGCUCAGAGAUCUGUGAAACAGCAGUUACACAACUUUGUCAAAGAGGAUGUGCGUAAGUUUAAAGAGACGAAGAAGCACUUCGAUAAGGUGCGUGAGGAUCUGGAGAUAGCUCAGGUGAAGAACGCCCAAGCCCCCCGGAACAAACCCCACGAGGUGGAGGAAGCCACCAGCACGCUCAGCAUCACCCGCAAGUGCUUCAGACACCUCGCACUCGACUACGUACUGCAGAUCAACGUUCUACAAGCCAAGAAGAAAUUUGAGAUCCUAGACGCAAUGCUGUCGUUCAUGCAUGCGCAGUACUCUCUCUAUCAGCAGGGUUAUCACCUUCUGGAUGAAAUCGACCCGUAUAUGAAGAAGCUCGCUGCUGAGCUGGAUCAGCUGGUGAUCGACUCGGCGAUGGAGAAGAGAGAUAUGGAACACAAACACGCCACCAUACAGCAGCGGACUCUCCUACAGGACUUUUCCUACGAUGAUCCAAAGGUGGAGUUUAACGUCGAUGCUCCAAACGGAGUGGUGAUGGAGGGCUACCUGUUCAAGAGAGCGAGCAACGCCUUCAAAACAUGGAACAGGCGGUGGUUUUCCAUCCAAAACAGUCAACUGGUUUAUCAGAAGAAGCUAAAGGACUCAUUAACAGUGGUGGUGGAGGAUCUGAGGCUGUGCUCUGUUAAACCCUGUGAGGACAUCGAGAGACGAUUCUGUUUUGAAGUUGUUUCUCCAACCAAGAGCUGUAUGCUACAGGCUGAAUCUGAGAAGCUCCGGCAGGCCUGGAUUCAGGCUGUUCAGGCCAGCAUCGCCUCAGCGUACCGAGAGAGCCCAGAUAACUACUACAUCGAGCGUCUGGACCGAACAGCAUCUCCCUCCACGAGCAGCAUCGACUCGGCCAGCGAGCCGCGAGAGCGCAGCGGCAGGGCGGAGAGCAUCCUGCAGAGGGUGCAGUGUCUGCCGGGGAACGAGCUGUGCUGCGACUGCGGCCAGGCCGACCCACGCUGGGCCAGCAUCAACCUGGGCAUCCUGCUCUGCAUCGAGUGCUCCGGCAUUCACAGGAGUUUGGGGGUUCACUGCUCUAAAGUCCGAUCGCUCACUCUGGACUCGUGGGAACCUGAGCUGCUGAAGCUGAUGUGUGAGCUGGGAAACAAUGUAAUAAACCACAUCUACGAGGGGACGUGUGAGGAGCAGGGGGUGAAGAAGCCUGGACCCAACAGCACAAGGCAGGAGAAGGAGGCCUGGAUUAAAGCUAAAUACGUGGAGAAGAAGUUCCUGAAGAAGAUGGGGACGGGCGUGGUGAUGGUGAACGGGGAGAGGAAGUCAGAGCGGCGCUGGAGUGUGAAAAAGUGCAGACGACACAACAGCGCCACCAACGUGCCGAAACACCGGCGGAAAUACCGACAGGACCCGGGAUCUGCCUCAGCCGCAACCCUGUCCUCAGCUGCUGCUGCUCUGGAGAGAAAGUUCCGGCGGGAUUCUCUCUUCUGUCCGGAUGAGCUGGACUCUCUCUUCUCUUAUUUUGACACCGGAUCCGGACCUCGCAGUCCUGCAGGUUUGAGCAGUGACAGCGGGCUGGGGGGCAGUACUGACGGCAGCACAGACGUCCUGCUGUUCGGCUCGGUGGUGGACAGCGUCACAGAGGAGGAGUGUGAGGUGUCAGAAGAUUCGAGCGGUGAGGCGGAGCUGGAGCCGGAGGCGUCGGAUCCGGAGGAUUCGCGUGAGCUCCACCCCGGAGCGCUGCUCUAUAAAGCCUGUCAGGCGAGGAAUCUGCCGGUGAUGGCGGAAGCUUUAGCUCACGGUGCCGACGUCAACUCCGUCACCGAGGAGGACGAGGGCAAGAGCCCCCUCAUUCAGGCCGUCAUCGGGGGCUCUUUAAUAGCCUGUGAAUUUCUGUUACAAAACGGCGCCGACGUCAACCAAAGAGAUCUGAGAGGAAGAGGACCUCUACACCACGCCACAUAUUUAGGACACACAGGGCAGGUCUGUUUAUUCCUGAAGCGAGGAGCGACUCAGAACGAUGGUGAUGAUGACGGUCAGGAUCCGCUCAGUAUCGCGGUUCAGGCCGCUAACGCCGAUAUCGUCACGCUGCUCCGUCUGGCUCGGAUGAACGAGGAGAUGAGAGAGUCUGAGGGUCCGUUUGGUCAACCAGGAGACACGACGUACCUGGACAUCUUCAGAGAAUUCUCCCACAUGGCGUCUCACAACCCUGAGAAGCUGAAGAGGAGGAGUAUUCACUUCAGACACUCUUUCAGAGUUUGAUGGAUGAACUUCAGAGGAUCUGCAAACAAAACACACUCAACUCAACCCUUCACUGAGUUUUACUAGAAAACAUGAACUUUCAGUAGUUCCAUCAGAGAUAAAAAAAAAAAUACACAUUUGAAUGUAGCCUAAGAUUUCAGAUCCCUCGCUGAUCAUUACAGAACAACAUCUGAGUGAUUCACUUUGACCGUCGCUGUAUAAAAACAGACUGAUUGGUCGCUGAAAUCAGACUCCUGCCUGAGAUGAUGAUAGAUAUAAACUGAUAUAAACUGUGGUUUCGUUCUGAAUGUUUGAAAUGGUUUAAAGGAAUGUUUGUACAGCUUUAUAUGGGGAUCAGCUGGACUCAUCCUCCAAUGUUUCUAUCAGUGUAUCAGUGUGUUUAUAUAAUCUUUUUAUUUUUGUGUGUAUUUUAAUAUUGUUUAGAUUGUACUCACUGGCAGAGAUUAUCUACGCUUUACACGAAAUCAGCUUCUCUUAUUCUUCAUACAGUUAUUUUCAUCUUUUCAUGCAAAUCAUAUUCCAUUAUUGUUUAUUUUCUGUUAAGUUGAAGAGAAAACUGAAUGAUGGUGAUGAAUCCCAGUGUAUUUAGUAUUUGGGACGUUUGGCUGCGAAUACGUCCUGUCAGGACUUUUGGUUCGAGUGUGGAAUGUCUUGAAUGUGUUGAUUGGUGACUAUGCUGGUGUAGUCUUACUGCAAAAUCCUAUGCAGAUAUUGUACAUGUACAGUACUUUUUAGAUGCAAAAUGCUAAUAUAUCAUUAAAUGAUGGUAUUUUGUAACAAAUAAAUCAAAUCAUUGUU